GGCGCCUGCCCUGCCUACCCCCAUCCCCCCACCCCCAGCUAGAUCCUUUUGGACACCUCCAGAUAGCUCAGAAAUUGCUCUCCUGUGGACCUUCUGAACCCAAGUCCCUGGAAAGCCUGGUCCAGAGGCCUUUCCUCCAAAGGGCACAAAACAGGCCUUUUCCUCUGCCCUGCUCAUAUAAUAUUUGUGGAAGCUUGAAUCUUGCUUCUCCAUGCCCUCAAUUAACAUCUAUUUUCCAUCCAAAAUACCUGGCAUGGGUACCACACCAGGGUCAUACCCAGGGAUGCAGAGCAGUCCUCCAGUUCAUUGUGUCUGGUUCUUUACCCACCCAGCUAGCCAUCCACCCAGUCACACAAUUGAAAAUUGCCUUGUUGCUACUCUGGGGUCCCUGGCAUGGUGAGGAGGCCUACUCAUCUUCCCCUGGCUCCUCACCUCCAGGCUCAUCCCAGAGUCCCCAGCACUCUCAGUCCCAUGAGCCCCCUAUCUAGUUCUGCCCACUCGGGACCCCUACUCCUGGGCAUCCUGCCUACCUCUGCAGAGGCUGGGUUCACUUUCUCAGGCUGACAGGCACCUCCUCAGCAGUAUCAGGGCUCUGGGGCCUCAAAGGAAAGGGACCUCGACCCUUGGUUUAGAGAACCUGAGAUAAGCCCCCUCCGGCCUGGGUAGGGGCUCUCCUACCUCAAUCCCCUUCCCUCAGCCAUUUUUGAACAUUGAAAGGCCCCGGGGUUGGGGAGGAUGGGGCCAUCCGUUACCCAAGAAAACCCCGAAAAAACAGAAAACAAAAAACCAAAAAACAGAACAAACCCUCUGUGCAUCCUAGUGAAGCCUCAUCUCCCCUUAAAAUGAAAUACAAUUUAAAAGGCCAUUUCAGUGGUUUGUUGCAGCAACACCCAGCUUCUCCUCUACAGCGUGGAAAAUCCAGAGUCCUGAAGGCCAGCCAGCGAGCCAGGCUGCAAUUCCUCCAAGGAGGCACCAGGUGUCGCUGUGGGCUCGUUGUCCCGCCUACCCCCCAAUUCCAAGAACCUUUUUUUUUUUCUCCCCCUUCUCUCUCUUUCUCUCUCUCCCUCACUCCCUCUCCCCCUUGGUUGGGCUUUGCCAACAUAUCAAGAUGCGUUUCGCCGGCUUCCAUCACUAACCUCCCGGAGGUCAUCAAGCCAAAUUUAUGAGUGGCCGCUCGAGUCACGUGACUCUAUUUAAGGCUCCCUUAUUUGGGAAGAGCGCAUAGGAUAAAGAAAGAGAUAUCUCCACCUAUAAAUUGUGCACUUUGGAGAACAAAAAACCCCUCAACUUCAAAGAGUCACAAAUCACCCUUAAUCAAAAAGGGUGCAGAAUUUUUUUUUGGGCCCUCCCCGCCAUGAGCUCCUACGUAGCCAAUUCAUUCUAUAAGCAGAGCCCCAAUAUCCCUGCCUAUAACAUGCAAACUUGUGGGAACUAUGGAUCGGCCUCAGAGGUGCAGGCAUCCAGGUACUGCUACGGCGGAUUGGACUUAAGCAUCACUUUCCCACCGCCUGCGCCUUCCAACUCUCUCCACGGGGUAGACAUGGCUGCCAACCCCCGGGCUCACCCCGACCGCCCCGCCUGCAGCGCCGCGGCCGCUCCGGGACACGCUCUGGGCAGAGAUGAAGCGGCUCCUCUGAACCCCGGGAUGUACAGUCAGAAGGCGGCUCGCCCAGCGCUGGAGGAGCGAGCUAAGAGCAGUGGGGAGAUCAAAGAGGAGCAGGCGCAGACAGGGCAGCCCGCCGGACUGAGCCAGCCACCGGCCCCGCCACAGAUUUACCCGUGGAUGACCAAACUGCACAUGAGCCACGAGACUGACGGCAAGCGGUCCCGAACCAGUUACACGCGCUACCAGACUCUGGAACUGGAAAAAGAAUUCCACUUUAACCGCUACCUCACUCGUCGCAGGCGCAUAGAGAUCGCCAACAACUUGUGUCUCAACGAGAGACAGAUCAAGAUCUGGUUCCAGAACCGCAGGAUGAAGUGGAAGAAAGAUUCCAAAAUGAAAAGCAAAGAGGCUCUCUAGAGGCAGCGGAGAGGCCCGCCGAGAGCACCCGAGCCCGCUUCGGUCCCUGCGCCUUUCCUUUUCGGUUUUCCUCUCUCGGUAUAGGGCGGGGGCUGGGAGCAUCGGCUCCCCGGCCUCACAGACAGAAGCUCUUUCCCUUGGCAUUCCGCAUCCCCACCGACCCCAGGUUCCCGCGUGGCUGCCCGCGCUGCCCGGACUCCCCUCGGUUCUGCUCAGCACCGAGGUCCCGGGGCAGGCUCUCCGCAGGAUCCCCAGAGGGCUGUGGCAUAGGGGCCGGUGCUGAGCGAACCCGGCCCGGGCUGCCUCUCAGGAUUCCUGCCCCAGCGUGGCCGCCGGGGUUCAGGUGGGCCCUGCGGGCGCCUCAGGCCCCCCGCCGGGACCCUCCGGCCUCGCCCUCUCCUUUGUUCCCGGCUGCGGGCUCGGUAAGAGGACGGUUGUGCCUGGCGGAGUCCGGCACCAGACUUGGGGUGCUUCCUUGUAGCCGCUAAACUCGAUGUUCAUUUUUUAAAUGAUUUGCAUAUGAAAGGGGGAAGAUGACUGUCUGCUUAGGGCCCCCUUGGUUGCCCUAUGCUCUCCCAACCUGCGCCCCCCACCCCAAAGCCCGGGAACUUGUCCAGCCUGCGCUCUCUGCAUGCCCUCUCAGGCCCCCAGCCUCAGACCGCUAGCUAGCUCAGCUAUUGGGGUUCCCUGCUACUGGACCCCAGCAAAGGUCCUAGAGGCUCCUGGCUGCCCCAGUAGUCCCUGCCACGACGUUCGGUGUCCUUCUUCUCAUCGCUGUUGUCCAACUAUUUAUUGACUCCAGGUCUUUCCUGAAACUAUAUUUUGUCAUAUCAAAUAAAGACAAAGAGAGAACAGGACUAAA
Molecule: messenger RNA, 2885 nt
Organism: Aethalodelphis obliquidens (Pacific white-sided dolphin)
Lineage: Eukaryota; Metazoa; Chordata; Mammalia; Artiodactyla; Delphinidae
Gene: HOXC5
Product: homeobox C5
Exons: 2
Coding region: 1355-2023 (222 amino acids)
Biological process (GO): embryonic skeletal system morphogenesis; positive regulation of transcription by RNA polymerase II; anterior/posterior pattern specification
Cellular component (GO): nucleus; nucleoplasm
Molecular function (GO): DNA-binding transcription factor activity, RNA polymerase II-specific; RNA polymerase II cis-regulatory region sequence-specific DNA binding
Source: RefSeq, a predicted model, not a curated record